Alternaria atra is the source of this 1869-nucleotide messenger RNA. RefSeq lists its product as uncharacterized. The coding region runs from base 1 to 1869 and encodes 622 amino acids. The record is from RefSeq and is a predicted model, not a curated record. NCBI's taxonomy places the organism in Eukaryota, Fungi, Ascomycota, Dothideomycetes, Pleosporales, Pleosporaceae. The transcript is spliced from 3 exons.
AUGGCUGUCGCGCCAGACUCCGCCUGGCCCCUCGUAUCUGCCACAGGUCUCCUAGCACCAAUCUGUCUACUGGCCUACUUCUGUUUCCGAGUUUACUGUCUUGCGUACAUGCAAGUAGUCGGACGAUAUCAGCUAGGCCUAGCCUGGUUCUUCGUUGUUGUAGAACUGUUCCAAUAUCUCCCUACUAUCUUGCUCUACUUUAACCGCGUUUUUAUCCUACAGCGACCUAGGCGUCCAAAGCUCCAUCCUGAAGGCGAUGAUGUUCCAGUGGUAGCCGUUCUCAUUACUGCGUGUGGAGAGGACAAUGACACCAUCCUCAAUGUUGUCAGGGCUGCAUGCGAGACGGAUUGGCCAGCGGAUCGCCUUAGUGUGGUCUUGUGCGAUGAUGGUCGGUCUAGAGAGUUAGAGGAGAGAAUGUUGUAUGUAUCGCGAAAGUAUCCACACGCACACUAUACGAGCCGUGAGGAACCAGAAGUGCCCGACUAUAAAGCGGGUAAUCUGAACAACGGAUUGAGGUUCAGCGCAAAGCUCACAGAGCUUCCCUCACCAUUCGUCGCAGGCUUGGACGUUGACAUGAUAGUCCAACCAAAUUGGCUACGCGCCAUGAUGCCGCAUCUUCUCAACAAUUCCAAGAUGGGCAUGACAUGCCCGCCACAGUAUUUUUGGAACAUCCCACGCAAUGAUCCGGUCCGGCAAGAUCUCGAUUACUUCUAUGCCGUGACGGAGCUCAUCCACGACGGACUAGGCGCAGGCGACUGCGUUGGAUCUGGGUAUCUGGCACGCAGGGAAGCGAUAGAAGACAUUGGUGGCUUUCCUACGUAUUCGAUUAGUGAGGACACGGCGUGUAGCUCCAUGCUCCUCGGGAAGGGCUGGUCGGUAGCUUAUAUUGACGAGUACUUGCAGUGCGGUGAGAUGCCGGAUACCCUUUCCGGCCAUAUCAAACAGCGGACCAGGUGGACCAUUGGCAACGUGCAGACGGCGUCCAAGAUCAACUUCCGUCUUUGGGGCCCGACAGCCCCUUUCUGUAGCGCCCGCCAACGCCUUGCCGGAUUCGUUUUCGGCGCGGGAUCUGUUAUAAAUAGCGCUCUAAACUGGCUCGGCUAUAUCGGUCUUCCACUCGCUCUACUGGCUGGGUAUCCCUUCGUGGUUUACUACGAGCGUUGGCAACUUGCCUGGCUUCUGCGACUCGUUUGCAUCUGGAUCUUUGCCGAUACGGCACACAAGGUAAGUUUGGCGCUAUUUGUGGGGUAUCGAGAUGCGAUGCGCUGGGACCAAGCCGAUGUUUGGCUUGUUCCAUACUACGCGCUGUCCCUUGUUCGCGGUAUGAUACUUCCCAAUCGUUUCGGUGGGACAAAGCCUGGAUUCACCCCAAGUGGAAGUUUGUCCUCGAAGAUCAAAGAGCGUGGGCCGAAGCCUUCGGGGUUUCUCGGCCGCUUUCGAGCCAUCUUCGUGCAACAGAUGGUUUGGGUACACGUCUGCUUCAUUCUGGCUUGCGUCCUCGGUGUCGUACUAAACAUCGUACGCUGCUUUGAUCCGACAGCUCAUAUUCGCACUGCGUACUCGGCAGCUGAGGUCGUGCUCUCAGGUCACGACCGAUGGAUAUUUCUGCUGACCAGGAUCGGAUGGCCACCAGUGUGGUGGCUCGGACAGCUGGUAAGCUGUUGGAUUCCAGUGAGCUACCUUUUCUGGCCACCAAACGAAGUUACCGCAGACGAAGCCUUACGACUGGAUGAGAAGAGUGGGGUACGAUACCCAAAGCAGGAGUACUCUCGCCCUAGGAGAGAAAACAUGGGAAAGCCAAGCGAUCAUUUGACCAUGUUGGUCUUUGUGUAUUCUGUUGUGUGUUUCGCCGGGUCAUUCUAUAUCUAG